Apis mellifera (honey bee) is the source of this 2760-nucleotide messenger RNA. RefSeq lists its product as uncharacterized. The record is from RefSeq and is a predicted model, not a curated record. The transcript is spliced from 19 exons. Lineage: Eukaryota; Metazoa; Arthropoda; Insecta; Hymenoptera; Apidae. Bases 1 to 2760 code for a protein of 919 amino acids.
AUGCAAAGCAGAAGCAGAUGUAAAGCAGAAGCAAUAGCAGAAGCAGAAGCAGAAGCAGAAGCUAAAGCAGAAGCAGGAGCAGAAGCAGUAGCAGUAGCAGUUGCAGAAGCAGAAGCAGAAAAGCAGAAGCAGGAGCAGAUGCAAAGCAGUAGCAGAAGCAGAAACAGAAGCAGAAAAGCAGUAGCAGAAGCAGAAGCCAAAGCAGAAGCUAAAGCAGAAGCAAAAGCAGAAGCAGUAGCAGAAGUAGAAGCAGAAGCAAUAGCAGAAGCAGAAGCAGAAGCUAAAGCAGAAGCAGAAGCAGUAGCAGUAGCAGAAGUAGAAGCAGAAGCAAUAGCAGAAGCAGAAGCAGAAGCUGAAGCAGAAGCCGAAGCAGAAGCAGAUCAGAAGCAGAAGCAGAAGCAGAAGCAGAAGCAAAAGCAGAAGCAGGAGCAGAUGCAAAGCAGAAGCAGAAGCCGAAAAGCAGAAGCAGUAGCAGUAGCAGAAGCCGAAGCAAUAGCAGAAGCAGAAGCUGAAGCAGAAGCAGAAGUAGAAGCAGAUGCAAAAGCAGAAGCUGUAACAGUAGUAGUAGCAGAAGCAGAAGCAGAAGAAGUUGCAGAAGGAGAGCAGAAGCAAAAGCAGAAGCAGAAGCAGAAAAGCAGAAGCAGGAGCAGAUGCAAAGCAGUAGCAGAAGCAGAAACAGAAGCAGAAGCAAAAGCUAAAAAGCAGAAGCAGGAGCAGAUGCAAAGCAGUAGCAGAAAAGCAGAAGCAGAAGCAGAAGCCAAAGCAGAAGCUAAAGCAGAAGCAAAAGCAGAAGCAGUAGCAGAAGUAGAAGCAGAAGCAAUAGCAGAAGCAGAAGCAGAAGCUAAAGCAGAAGCAGAAGCAGUAGCAGUAGCAGAAGCCGAAGCAGAAGCAGAUGCAAAGCAGAAGCAGAAGCAGAAGAGCAGAUGCAAAGCAGAAGCAGAAGGAGUAGCAGUAGCAGAAGUAGAAGCAGAAGCAGAAGCAGAAGCUAAAGCAGAAGCAGAAGCUAAAGCAGAAACAGAAGCGGAAGCAGAAACAGAAGCAGAAGCAGAAGCAGAAGCAGAUGCAAAAAGAGCAGAAGCAGAAGCAGAAGCUUUAACAGUAGCAAUAGCCGAAGCAGAAGCUAAAGCAGAAGCAGAAGCAGAAGCUAAAGCAGAAGUAGAAGCAAUAGCAGAAGCAGAAGCAGAAGCUGAAGCAGAAGCCGAAGCAGAAGCAGAUGCAAGCAGAAGCAGAAGCAGAAAAGCAGAAGGAGUAGCAGUAGCAGAAGUAGAAGCAGAAGCAGAAGCAGAAGCUAAAGCAGAAGCAGAAGCUAAAGCAGAAACAGAAGCGGAAGCAGAAACAGAAGCAGAAGCAGAAGCAGAAGCAGAUGCAAACAGAGCAGAAGCAGAAGCAGAAGCUGUAACAGUAGCAAUAGCCGAAGCAGAAGCUAAAGCAGAAGCAGAAGCAGAAGCUAAAGCAGAAGUAGAAGCAAUAGCAGAAGUAGAAGCAGGAGCUAAAGCAGAAGCAGAAGCAAAGCAGAAGCAGAAGCAGAUGCAAAGCAGAAGCAGAAGGAGUAGCAGUAGCAGAAGUAGAAGCAGAAGCAGAAGUAGAAGCAGAUGCAGAAGCAGUUGCAAAACAGAAGCAGAAGCAGUUGCAAAACAGAAGCAGAUGCAAAGCAGAAGCAGAAGGAGUAGCAGUAGCAGUAGUAGAAGCAGAAGCAGAAGCAGAAGCAAAAGCAGAAGCAGGAGCAGAUGCAAAGCAGAAGCAGAAGGAAUAGCAGUAGCAGAAGUAGAAGCAGAAGCAGAAGCAGAAGCUAAAGCAGAAGCAGAAGCUAAAGCAGAAACAGAAGCGGAAGCAGAAACAGAAGCAGAAGCAGAAGCAGAAGCAGAUGCAAAAAGCAGAAGCAGAAGCAGAAACAGAAGCGGAAGCAGAAGCAGAAGCAGAAGCAGAUGCAAAGCAGAAGCAGAAGGAGUAGCAGUAGCAGAAGUAGAAGCAGAAGCAGAAGUAGAAGCAGAUGCAGAAGCAGUUGCAAAACAGAAGCAGAAGCAGUUGCAAAACAGAAGCAGAUGCAAAGCAGAAGCAGAAGGAGUAGCAGUAGCAGUAGUAGAAGCAGAAGCAGAAGCAGAAGCUAAAGCAGUAGCAGAAGCAGAUGUAAUAGCAGAAGCAGGAGCAGAAGCUAAAGCAGAAGCAGAAGCAGAAGCUAAAGCAGAAGCAGAAGCUAAAGCAGAAACAGAAGCGGAAGCAGAAACAGAAGCAGAAGCAGAAAAAAGCGAAGCAGAAGCAAAUGCAGAAGCAGAAGCUAAAACAGAAGAAGAAGCAGUAGCAGAAGCAGAUACAGGAGCAGAAGCAGAAGCAGAAGCUGUAACAGUAGCAAUAGCCGAAGCAGAAGCUAAAGCAGAAGCAGAAGCAGAAGCUAAAGCAGAAGUAGAAGCAAUAACAGAAGUAGAAGCAGGAGCUAAAGCAGAAGCAGAAGCAGUAGUGGUAGCGGUAGCGGUAUCAGUAUCAGUAUCAGUAGCAGUACCGAUAGUUGUAGCAGUAGUUGUAGGAGUAGCAGUGGCAAGAACAAGAACGACAACAAUAACAACGACAGCAACAUCAACAACAACAGCAGCAACAUCAACAGUUACAAUAACGAUAACAGCAACUAUAACAGCAAUCGCAAUGACAACAAUAUCAACAAUAAUAAUAAUAACAACAUUAGCAGCACUAACAGUAACAACAACAAUAACAAUAACACAACAACUGCAAGUACAACAAGAACAACAAGAACAACAACAACAAUAA